Molecule: messenger RNA, 1314 nt
Organism: Ipomoea nil (Japanese morning glory)
Lineage: Eukaryota; Viridiplantae; Streptophyta; Magnoliopsida; Solanales; Convolvulaceae
Product: zinc finger protein ZAT5-like
Exons: 2
Coding region: 219-1214 (331 amino acids)
Source: RefSeq, a predicted model, not a curated record
UUGAAUGUUAUAUAUUGUUUUACAUAAAUCAUUUGUUUUGUAUGAUGAUAACACUAUGUUGGUUCCACUUGUAGCCCCUAAAUCCUAAUAGUGAGGUGAGAUUCAAUGAACAAAUUGAAUAGGGCUGCUUGACCAUGCUAAACUAGCUUACCUUGAAGAUAUUUAAAGAACCUAAUAAGUUGUAAUUAAAUGCAUGAUGGCUUGUCUAAAUUCAUGGUAUGUCAAAAGUGAUGAGUUCCUGCAACUUGUUCUGCAGUGCCUUAAUUACUUGCAUUGCAACCAAAUUGUUGUCCCCAUACACAGUUUCUGAAACUUGCUUUUUCUUUCUUUCUGCUCUGCCUUUCUACUACUUGUUUAUAAUAAUUAGUGCCACUGCUUUUGCCAAAACAACAAGAAAGAUGAAGGCUGAGUUUCAAGAUUUUUCCAAUCAGAUGUUUCUGUGCAAAGGGCGGCGUACUAAACGUCCCCGGGCAUCGCCCCCGGUUGGGGUAGCCGUUGAUUCUUGCCCUUCCGGGGAUGGUGGUGGUGGUUGUUAUUUGUCGCUUGUUCACUCUCCGGAAAGUUCUUGUAGUCAGAUGUCCAUGGCAACCCAAGAAGACGAGAACAUGGCGCACUGCCUGAUUCUCUUGGCAAGAAGUGGUUGUCCUAAGCAAGAUGCAGGUAAUGAUGUUAAGGCAGAGAGAAUUAGUUGCCAGAAAUCCUCUGACACGGUGACUUCCACCGCAGCCGCCACCACCACCACAAGUGUUUACGAGUGCAAGACAUGCAAUCGGAAAUUCCGGUCAUUUCAAGCUCUUGGUGGCCAUAGAGCAAGUCACAGUAAGCCCAAACUCAUACCGGAGGAUCACAAAAAAUCCACACCGCUCGAUCACCACCACCACCACCAAGAAAUUCAAGACAAAACACACGAGAAAUCGAACAAGACUAAGAUUCACGAGUGUUUGAUUUGCGGGUCGCUGUUCUUUUCGGGCCAAGCCUUGGGUGGCCACAUGAGAAGACACAGGCCACUACACAUCAACACCACUAUUACAAUGAAGGCUCCCAUGGAUGAUGAUGAUCAAGAGAAGCCUAAACCUGUUUUCACACUUGAUCUUAACUUACCUGCUCCAGAUGACGAUGAAGCUGAUGACGAAGAUACCACCAUGUUUGAAUUCUCAGACAAGCAACAAAGCUCUGCUUUCUCCACCUCGGCUAUGGUGGAUUGUCAUUACUAAACAACAUAAGUAUCUAUGUACGCGAUUCGCACCGAGUACAACUAAAACAGCUUUACAACCGGGAUGCAUUUUUUUGUUGUACCUUAGAAUUUUCGAUAAA